Molecule: messenger RNA, 3486 nt
Organism: Rhodamnia argentea
Lineage: Eukaryota; Viridiplantae; Streptophyta; Magnoliopsida; Myrtales; Myrtaceae
Product: probable splicing factor 3A subunit 1
Exons: 3
Coding region: 265-2694 (809 amino acids)
Biological process (GO): regulation of alternative mRNA splicing, via spliceosome; mRNA cis splicing, via spliceosome
Cellular component (GO): U2-type prespliceosome; catalytic step 2 spliceosome; U2 snRNP
Molecular function (GO): RNA binding; protein binding
Source: RefSeq, a predicted model, not a curated record
UGGCGUUAAAGCGGCACAUAUAAGUCGAUCUCGAGGGAAUUAGGGCUUAUUCCGAUUGGGCAAUUGGGGCGAUAAUACUGGAGAGCUCGACGAUCGAUUCGCCUCCCCGUCCCUUUCGCCCUUCCUGCCUCCGGCGACUGUACCGGCCGUGUCUCCGCCGCUACAGGUCAAUUGAGAUCCUUUUGAGCAAAAGGUGUGGAACUUGUUAACGCAUUUCCUUCUUGUUAUCUACUACUUAAGAGUAAACUAUUAGUCAAGGUGACAAUGUUGGGUGCAACACCUAUUUUGCCCCUUCCUGCCCCACCUUCUGAUGGAAAUCUUGGUCCUCUUCCUCCAUCUCAAUUGCCGGAGGAGCAGGAGGAGGAUAAAACAGAAAAUGAGGACAAGAGUAAAGCUACGCCUGCUUCAGUUGCUACCCACACAAGGACAAUCGGAAUUAUACAUCCUCCUCCAGACAUCAAGAACAUUGUCGACAAAACAGCUCAAUUUGUUGCAAAGAAUGGACCUGAAUUUGAGAGAAGGAUUAUCGCAAACAAUGCUGGCAAUGCAAAGUUCAAUUUUUUGAACUCCUCUGACCCUUACCAUGCAUAUUACCAGCAUAGAUUAUCUGAAUUUCGGGCCCAGACUCAGGCUUCAGCACAGCAGACACCUCAGCCUGCAGAUUCUGCUGUAUCUGAGUCAGUUCCAGCUGCCCCUGUAGUGCAGGCUACAGCAGAGUCGAUUCAAUCAGACAUCUUAGCCCAGUUGAAACCUGUACGUAAAGUUCUUGAGCCUCCAGAGACAGAACAAUACACUGUCCGGCUUCCUGAGGGUAUUACUGGGGAAGAACUCGACAUUAUAAAGCUCACAGCGCAGUUUGUGGCUAGAAAUGGGAAGUCAUUCUUAACCGGGUUGACUAGCAGGGAAAUAAACAAUCCUCAGUUUCAUUUUCUCAAGCCUACUCAUAGUAUGUUUAUGUUCUUCACUGCACUGGCUGAUGCCUAUUCAAAGGUGCUGAUGCCUCCAAAGGGGUUGACAGAUAAGCUUCAGAAGAGUGUUGCGGAUAUGACAACUGUGCUGGAAAGGUGUUUGCAUCGGCUAGAAUGGGAACGAUCUCAAGAGCAGGCAAGGCAAAGGGCAGAAGAUGAGAUUGAGCAAGAGAGGAUGCAAAUGGCUAUGAUAGAUUGGCAUGAUUUUGUUGUGGUCGAGACCAUAGAUUUUGCAGAUGAUGAAGAUGAAGACCUUCCACCUCCAAUGACUAUUGAAGAGGUUAUACGGAGAAGUAAGAUGUCUAAUCUGGAAGAGGAAGAGAUGGUUGAGCCUGGAAGGGAGGUGGAAAUGGAAAUGGAUGAGGAGGAGGUACAACUUGUUGAAGAGGGUAUGAGGGCAGCUAGCAUUGAAGAAAAUGAUGAUGAGAGGAAGAUUGUGGCCAGGGACAAUGAGGAGGAACCACCUAUGAGAAUAGUAAAGAAUUGGAAGAGACCAGAAGAGAGAAUACCUGCUGAGAGAGACCCAACCAAAUUUGUUGUUUCCCCUAUUACUGGUGAACUGAUCCUGAUUAAUGAAAUGUCGGAACACAUGAGAAUUUCUCUAAUUGAUCCAAAGUACAAGGAACAGAAAGAGAGAAUGUUCGCCAAGAUUAGGGAGACUACUCUUGCUCAGGAUGAUGAAAUAUCUAGGAAUAUCGUUGGACUUGCAAGGACUCGUCCGGACAUUUUUGGUACGACUGAGGAAGAAGUUUCUAAUGCAGUGAAGGCUGAAAUUGAAAAGAAGAAAGAUGAGCAACCAAAGCAGGUUAUAUGGGAUGGUCAUACUGGCAGCAUUGGACGCACUGCAAAUCAAGCUUUGUCUCAGAAUGCUAACAUGGACGAACAGAAUGAUGCUGGAAAUGAUGCAAGGACUCUUCCUGGUCCUGCUGCUCCUCCACCAAGGCCUAUGCUUCCAUCUAUUCGCCCUCUCCCUCCUCCUCCGGGACUUGCCUUGAAUCUUCCUCGUGUCCCUCCAAACCCAGUCCAAUAUACUGCGCAAACUAGCGGUGCAUUUCCGGUGCCUCCUCCCAGGCCUCCAGGUAUGCCAAUGGUAUCUCCAGUUCGUCCACCACCACCUCCAAUGCCCAUGACUUCUGGACAGCAGCCCAUGAUGGUUAAUGGGCCACCUAUGCCACAUCAUUUAUCUAUGAAUCCAUCUGGACUUCCUGCACCACCUCCUCCUGGAUCUCAAUUUACACCCAUGCCGGUUCCGCGACCUUUUGUCCCCAUGCCUGUUCCCCCAACUGGUUUGCCCAUGAUGCCGCCGCCACCACCGCCUCCUUCGUCACAGGGAAUUGCUCCACCCCCACCUCCUGAGGAGGCACCUCCACCUCUUCCAGAAGAGCCAGAGCCAAAGAGGCAGAAGCUUGAUGACACUGCCCUUAUUCCGGAGGAUCAGUUUCUGGCCCAAAAUCCAGGCCCUGCUCGUAUUAAUGUAUCUGUGCCCAAUCUCGACGAAGGAAAUCUUAAAGGCCAGGUGUUGGAAAUUGCGGUGCAGUCCUUAUCCGAAACUGUGGGCAGUCUGAAGGAAAAGAUUGCUGGGGAGAUACAAUUACCAGCAAAUAAACAGAAAUUGAGUGGAAAACCUGGUUUCCUCAAGGAUAAUAUUUCUCUUGCGCAUUACAACAUCAAAGAUGGGGAAACCCUUGCACUUUCUCUGAGGGAACGUGGUGGCAGAAAGCGAUGAAAAGAUCCCUGGUGCCACCAGGACGUUAAAAGGUUCUCCCUGGAACUUCUUCUAGCCAUGAAUAUAACCCAUGUGUUUUUGCGGGACUCCACUUAGUACCAGAUGAUAAUGUUCUGGUUGAAGUUGAAUUGGCAAUGUACUAGCAGUGUUAAAUUCUGUCUUUUUCCCCAAUCUUUAGACUGAUACUGUGGUAUUUACUACAGAUGUGGCACCUUGGAAUUUCUGUUCAAGGGCAUUGGGAAGUAUUCUUAUUUAGGCUGUAGGAGUUAUCUGAUAGUACUACUAAUCUGCUCAUUUUGGACUUGCAGCUCACUGGAAGUUUGUGGCCAUUUUGAGAUGCUGGUUUUGAUUUUCAUUAGAUGGAUCCUGGAGUGAGAUCCUCCUGUACCUUUUGGAACUUUUGUUUGGGCUAGUUAAGAUCUUUGCAAGAAAUGUCUUAUAUUUUUAACGAGUCAGUUAUUGCUUUUUCGGGGAAAGUCAUGAUGGAAGUCUUUCUCUAGAUGUACCUUUUUUUUUCAUAGGAUCCAUUCUUGUGACAUGGAUGGAUUUACAGUGUCUAAUUUGGUUCCUGCAGAACAUGUGGAGAUGAACAGUCCUUGUGUUCCGGGGAUGCUGUGUUUCACUUCAUCACCUCUGGCGCAAUUUAUUAUGGUCUAGCAAUAGCAAGCAGUUGUAGGGCGGCUGUCCUCUGAUGAUAUCUUUUCUAUUUAGCACAACAUCCGUAUCUCUGUCUCGAUCUCUCGAACAGGAUAUUUCGGCAUGUUUUGCGAAAAUUACUGAUUCUCUUGUAUA